AACCCCUAAAGUCAUCAGCUGCGUUUGCUGAGCUCGUGCUGAGUUUAGAACUUCACUGACUACAACAAUGAGUGAGAGCAGCGAGCAUGUCCGGCUGAUGUGAAGGAAACUUCAGUGAAACUUCAUUCACUACAUGAGCUCAUUGGGGUUUCUCCACAGCGCUGUGUUAAAUGGAGCUGGAGGACCAAUGGUGGACAGGACAACUCGCUGCAGAUAUUUACCAGGCGCUGCGAUACAAAGAGCUCAAGCUGCCCUCCUACAAAGGCCAGUCCCCUCAGCUCAGCCUGAGACGAUAUUUCGCAGACCUCAUAGCCAUCGUCAGUAACCGCUUCAGACUGUGUCCUGCAGCCCGACACCUGGCCGUCUAUCUGCUGGACCUCUUCAUGGACCGCUAUGACGUCACGGUGCAGCAGCUCCACAUGGUCUCACUCUCAUGUCUCCUUCUGGCCAGUAAAUUUGAAGAAAGGGAGGAUCGGGUGCCUAAACUGGAGACCUUGAACAGCCUUGGAUGCAUGAGCUCCAUGAACCUGGUCCUGACCAAACAGGGUUUACUUCACAUGGAGCUGCUCCUGCUGGAGACCUUCCAGUGGAACUUGUACCUCCCUACAGCCGCUCACUUCAUAGAGUACUAUAUGUCUAUCGCUGUCCAUGAAGGAGACCUGCAUGACGGCUGGCCUAUGUCCUGUAUAGAGAAGACGAAGCUUUACAUGGCUAAAUAUGUUGACUACUUUCUGGAGGUUUCUUUGCAAGAUCAUAUGUUUUUGCGUUUCGCCCCCUCUUUGGUGGCUGCUGCUUGUGUGGCAACCUCCCGCCGCAUCCUCUACCUGACCCCCACAUGGCCUCCUCGACUGCAGCGUCUGACAGGCUACACAUGGGAAAACCUGGGCCCGUGUGUCGAAAAGCUGCUCAUUGCUCAUGACAGUGACGUCAAAGAGGCCAACAAGCAGAAGUGCAUGCAGCCCGCCCAGCAGCAGCAGGGACAGACGGCGUUCCACAGUUCAGUUCAAACGGCCACUGUAGCCCCGUACCUGCAGCGACCCACCAUGCAGUAUCCCCAGCAGGCCCCUCAGCCCAGCCUGGCUCCCAACCACAGGCCAACCACCUACCUCAGCCACUCCACCAGUGGCCUGCAGGCCCCUAAUGGCCCCCAUCUUGGCACCGCCCAACCUAUCACUACCUCACUGGAUCCAAAAUCCAAUGUUCCCGGCAGGGCGUACCAAGUGAGCAUGCACUACACCUGUGCUGCUCCCUGCUUUGACAGAUGAUGUUCAGGGAGUAGUCGUUUUUGUGGGGUUAAAAGAUUACAUUUCUCUUGAAAGUAGAAGCAUAUAAAUGGAAAAGGUGUGUUUUUAAUUUGAAAGAAAAGACUUCAUGAGAUUAGUAGAGCACUUUGAGCCUACUCCAUGUGCAAUAUGCACGCUGUGCUGUGGAGAGGCUGCAUCAGGAGUUUAGUUUAGUUUGAGAUAUCAGGGAUGAAUGUCAUUGUGAGGUGACUAGAGGCAGAGUUUGCACCUCUGUACCGUCUAGUGUUACAGUAUAAUUUAACUACAGACCAAAAGUCAUGUAUUUAUUUGAGCCCACACACCUCAGAUAUGUUGAAUGUUUAAAUACGUCGUGCCUGUAGCCUUGAUGAAGAUUGUCACUCUGAGUGAAGGUGGUGACGGAUGGAAACUUGCAUCUGUGGUUGAGAUAAGAGAGCACAGUUAGCAGGUGUUCUGUACCUCCAACUUUUGGUUUUGUUUCUUUUUGUUUGUUUGAUGUUUGAGUGCCAUUUGUGACAGAAGAAAAGAAUUUUCCUCAACUGUGUGUCCGUCAGUUAAUUUUCAGAGAAAUUGUUGUUCUUCUGUACACAGAGGAUUUCAGUCAGUGCUGUGCACUUCUAUGACGAUACUUUUAAAUAAAAUACAAUUCUGUGUUAGUUGAA
Molecule: messenger RNA, 1924 nt
Organism: Cheilinus undulatus (humphead wrasse)
Lineage: Eukaryota; Metazoa; Chordata; Actinopteri; Labriformes; Labridae
Gene: ccnj
Product: cyclin J
Exons: 6
Coding region: 171-1265 (364 amino acids)
Biological process (GO): mitotic cell cycle phase transition; regulation of cyclin-dependent protein serine/threonine kinase activity
Cellular component (GO): cytoplasm; nucleus; cyclin-dependent protein kinase holoenzyme complex
Molecular function (GO): cyclin-dependent protein serine/threonine kinase regulator activity
Source: RefSeq, a predicted model, not a curated record